CACCAUUUUGAUAUGUGGAGGUUGUAUUGUAUUCCAUGCAUUAUUGUUCAAAGAAAGUGUAUUCAUAAUAACAACAAAAUACCGUUUGUAUUGUUUUUUAUUUAAGAUACAUUCGCUUCCAAGCAACUUCCCCGUGUCAAGCAAGCUACUUCCGGUUCGGCUAAACAGCAACAACUAACAUCAGUGGCUGAGAUAAAUGGACAGAAUAACUGUGCCCCCGGUGGGCCCCAUGGACCUUCCCUUGUCCCUGUUGGAGAUGGGAUGCUCUGGCAGGUUUGAAAUCAUCACCCAUCCUUCACCAGGGCUGCCUUUCCCUCCUCAGACUACACUCCCUAAUGGUCUUCCCCCUACAUGCCUGAGUCUGGAGGAUGAAGUGAGGAAACAGUUUUUACAGGACCCCGCCUGGCUUCCUUUACACGACACAGACUUUGCCUUCCAGAGGUUUCUCAAAGUGACAGAAAGAAAGACGAAUGUCGACUCGCUUCUCAACUGCACUCAGGCGCCGCUCCAUUCCGGCCUGUCUGUCGUCAGAGAUCCGACCACAGGGAUGCUGCUGGAUUUCACAGAGGUAUUAUUGGAGAACACCGGUCUUUCUGCAAAGAACUCACUGUCAUUACAACGCAAACCUGGACCUCCUUCAGAGAGUCUGAGAGGCAGCAACACCAAUUAUCCCUUCCUGCCUGGGGGCAUGGAAGAACUUACUCUGGACCAAAUCAAGAACAAAUCUGAGCUGGAACAGGAAGUAGACUUUGAAAAUGAUUUACUCAGAAUCCCCCCUGGUUUUAAAGCUGGAAUGGACUUCACUGAUAAAGAAGCGAAAAUCGCGAAACCAGAGGUCAACCUCAUGUCGCUACUGUCCGCUUCUGAUGACAUCACUGACUUGAUGGCUGAUGUAGAAGGGAAGGUGAAGGGGCAAAAACACGAGGAAGCUGCCAAACUACCAAGAACAAACAGCCUUGAAGACCUGGGCAUCCAGGCGGCUGUGUCAUCCUCCUCUCACUUCAAUAAGGAAAAAGAUGUGAACUCAAAGCAGAGUGAGAAGCCAGAAGAUAAUAAAAAAUGGGCAAUUCCUGUGGACAUAAGUUCUCCUUGCGAGGACUUCUACAAACGCAUUCCUCAUCCGGCUUUCAAGUGGCCGUUUGAGCUAGACGUGUUCCAGAAACAAGCCAUACUGCGACUGGAGGCCCACGAAUCUGUGUUUGUAGCCGCACACACAUCGGCUGGCAAGACAGUGGUGGCCGAAUACGCCAUCGCCCUCUCACAGAAACACAUGACAAGGACCAUCUACACUUCCCCAAUCAAGGCCUUGUCAAAUCAGAAGUUCAGAGACUUCAAAGAAACUUUUGGAGAUGUGGGACUCCUUACAGGUGACGUCCAAAUCAGUCCCGAGUCUUCAUGUCUCAUCAUGACCACUGAGAUUCUUAGGUCUAUGCUGUACAACGGUUCAGAGGUCAUCAGAGACUUGGAGUGGGUCAUAUUUGAUGAGGUCCACUACAUUAAUGACGCUGAGAGAGGGGUUGUGUGGGAGGAGGUUCUGAUCAUGCUUCCCGAUCAUAUCAGCAUCAUUCUCUUGAGCGCCACAGUGCCAAACGCUCUGGAGUUCAGCGAGUGGAUCGGCCGCAUUAAGAAGAGGCACAUUUACGUGAUCAGCACAUUAAAGAGGCCUGUGCCUCUGGAGCAUUAUUUGUACACUGGAAACAACACAAAGACCCAAAAGGAGAUGUUUCUGCUUUUGGAUGCAGCAGGAAACUUCCUCACUAAAGGGUACUAUGCAGCUGUGGAUGCCAAAAAGGAACGCACCAGCAAGUAUGCCCAGUCUUUUGGCACAAAAAGCACAAAUCAAAACACCACAGCGAGUCAGGACCGAGCGGUGUGGCUCACCCUCUUGCACUUCCUGUCCCAGCGCCAGCAGACUCCCGUGGUGGCCUUCACAUUCUCCCGCACACGCUGCGACAAGAACGCCCACUCUCUGGAAUCCAUGGACUUGACCACGUCCAUAGAGAAAGCAGAGAUCCACUCCUUUUUCCAGAAGAGCCUAAGUCGCCUUCGAGGAGGAGACCGACAGCUUCCUCAGAUUGUGCUCAUGAGGGACCUAUUGAAGAGAGGAGUGGCUGUCCAUCACAGCGGGAUCCUGCCAAUACUCAAGGAGGUCAUUGAGAUGCUAUUCUCAAGAGGUCUAGUCAAGGUGCUGUUUGCGACUGAGACGUUUGCAAUGGGAGUAAACAUGCCUGCCAGAACUGUGGUGUUCGACAACAUUCGUAAACAUGACGGAACCAGCAAUAGAAAUCUGCUGCCUGGUGAAUAUAUUCAGAUGGCGGGGAGAGCAGGCAGAAGAGGUCUGGAUGCGACAGGCACUGUCAUCAUUCUAUGCAAAGGCGGCGUUCACGAGAUGUCCGAUCUUCAUGUCAUGAUGCUGGGAAAGCCUACCACCCUCCACUCACAGUUCAGGUUGACCUACACUAUGAUCCUAAACCUGCUGCGAGUGGAGGCUCUCCAUGUGACGGACAUGAUGAAGAGGAGCUUCUCUGAAAACCACAGAGACACUCAGGCUCAUGAAAAGAGGAUCACCCAGCUGAAGAAGACAUUGGCCACGCUACCACCUCCUGCCAAUGAGGGCCAGCUGUCUGAUGUGUUACCGUACUACCUCACUUUGACAGAACUACAAACCACUAAAGACAUCCUCCAGCAUGCUAUUCUGGAGUCGGUCAGCGGGCUGAAAGCUCUGUCUGUGGGCCGGGUUGUGGUGGUGAACAACAAGCAGCAUCUCAACGCCCUGGGAGUCAUUCUGCAGGUGUCCAACGAUGCCGUGAAUCGCACCUUCACCGCGCUCAUUAUAUGCGAGAAAGGCAAUGAGGAAAUGGAAGGGAUCGGCGGUGACAGCCAAGCUUUUUCUCACCACUUCCACACGUCACUUUUCAUCCCUGAAGGUCCAUGCAGCCACACGGUGCAGAAGCUAAACCCACAGGACAUCUCUGCCAUCACAGUGAAGACCCUGAAAGUGAUCCCUGACAGGAUCAUUGACAACUAUCAUAAGAGACAACAACCCAGAUUCAGAAGUGAACCCCCUGGCCAGGCCAUCUCCACGGCCUCACAGGAGCUCUUGCGAAUGGCCGAGGCCAACCCCGACGGCGUCGCCACCCUCCACCCGGUGAACGACCUCCAGCUGAAGAGCGUGGACGUGGUCGAGGCGUCCCUACGCAUCCGUGCGCUGCAGGACAGCCUAAAGGAUUUUAACUGCAUCCAUUCGCCCACGUUUGCAGAGCAGUUUGCACGGGUUAAGGAGAGAAUGAGUGUGCAGGAGGAGCUAGACAAACUACUCUUUUUGGUGUCAGACCAGUCACUGUCUCUACUGCCCGAGUACCACCAGAGGAUCAAGGUGCUGCAGUCUCUUCAGUACAUAGACAGCAGCGGCGCGGUGCAACUCAAAGGCCGAGUGGCCUGUCAGAUCAGCAGCCACGAGCUGCUGCUCACUGAGCUGCUGUUCGAGAACGUGCUAAGCCCUCUGGCGCCCGAAGAGAGCGCCGCCCUGCUGUCCUGUUUGGUCUUCACACAGAAUACGCAAGUGAAGCCGCAUGUUAGCAACAACCUGAAAGAGGUUACGGAUCGGGUGUUAUCGGUUGCCAAGCGUAUCGGAGAGCUCCAGAGGGAUUGUGGGUUACCACAGACUGCAGAAGAAUUUGUGGGCCAGUUCAAGUUUGGCUUGACCGAAGUGGUGUACUGCUGGGCCAGAGGCAUGCCCUUCGCAGAGAUCGCCCAGCUGACAGACGUCCAGGAAGGCACGGUGGUCCGCUGCAUCCAGCGUCUGGACGAGGUGCUGAAGGAGGUGCGACAGGCCGCCCGCAUCGUGGGCGACUCCGUGCUGGGAAGCAAGAUGGAGAAAGCGUCCCUGGCCAUCAGGAGGGACAUCGUCUUUACUGCUUCCCUCUACACGCACUGAGAGAUGGGCGAACACUUCAUAUCAGCUCACUACGGUGAUAUUUUUUUAUGAUAAACCCUAAUCUGGCUUGCGAUGUGUGAGGGCUUUGACAUCUGCAUCAGUUUUUUUAAAUAAAGGGAAACCUACAAAUGAAUUUAACUUAAAUAA
Molecule: messenger RNA, 4084 nt
Organism: Nerophis ophidion (straightnose pipefish)
Lineage: Eukaryota; Metazoa; Chordata; Actinopteri; Syngnathiformes; Syngnathidae
Gene: skic2
Product: SKI2 subunit of superkiller complex
Exons: 29
Coding region: 197-3937 (1246 amino acids)
Biological process (GO): nuclear-transcribed mRNA catabolic process, 3'-5' exonucleolytic nonsense-mediated decay
Cellular component (GO): Ski complex
Molecular function (GO): ATP binding; RNA helicase activity; RNA binding
Source: RefSeq, a predicted model, not a curated record